AUAGAAAGAUUCGCCAUGUUGAUUUCAUGUUGCUUUCUCCACAUGGGCUGCUAAAUUACGGGGUAAAUACUAAGCAAAAAUGUUAUGACAUUUUUAUAAAGAAAUAGUAAGUUUAUAAAAAUGUUUUUAUACAUAUAUGUUUACCAAGAUUCACUAUAAACCGGAGCCAAAAUGUCCUUAGCUCAUAUAGGACGCAGGCUGGGUACCAGUCUCUGGUGUGGAAAGUGGAGCAGACUUCAGCCUGUAUCCAAAAGAUUUCUCUUCUCCAACCACCAGUCCCACUGCUCUCUGUUUUUCACAAAGGAGUGGAGUUGCCUUCUUCCUCCUCAACACGUCUCCGGUUUUCUCCUCCGAGCCGAUUCGAUUCACUCAUCAUCACAGAGACUGAAGAAACGGCAGCCGGAUGAACCUCCUCCUCGAGAACUCGACUUGCUUCGCUAUGAUAUGAAGGUUCUAAAGAGCGCUCCCAAACCUGCACUGUAUCUGGGAUUUUCCGGUCUCGUACCGUUUGUAUCCGCUCCGUUGCUCAUGGCCAUCACAGAGACGUACAUUCCUGAAUUAGCUUUCGCUCAAGUUGUGUACGGAGCCUCGAUCGUUUCUUUUCUCGGCGGCGCUCGAUGGGGCUUCGCUUUACCUGAGGGCAGCCCAGCAAAACCUGACUGGCUAAACCUAGCCAACAGUGUGGUCCCCGCUUUAAUAGCAUGGGCAGCUCUACUGGUUAGCCACAAUAUCAUCCAAUCAGGCAUGCUGGUCAUCAUGGGGCUUGGAAUAUCGCUGCAUUACGACCUGGCACUUUUACCCACAUACCCCACCUGGUUCAAAGCACUGAGGACAAUCCUCACUACAGUAGCGUUCUUCUCAUUAGUGGCCACUAUAGUUCUUAAAGCAUUCUAUCCAGAGAAGAGCUAUCUGACCCAGGAGUGAUUCUUAAUCAUAUGUGUGUCUUUAUAUAAUGUCAAUUCACUUUUAGCUCAUAAUACAUAUGACACACACUGGGAAUUACGAGGCAAAUACAAAUGACACAAUGAUUGCGGAGUGAAGAGGUAAAGCUCAAGACUGACUUUAAUUACUGAUGCUGUUAUUAUUGACAUUUCCGCACCCCAGAUGUGAGUUCAGAUCGAACGUCGUCAAUCAUUUAGAUAUACUAUUAUUUACAACCAAUGGCAAUUGAACAUUCAUGCAUAAAUGCAGUAAAAAACUCAUCUAUAGUUUGCCAGUGUAAUUAAAAACAAGGAAUAUUUCAUGAAUCUGGUUGUAAGCAUAUAUUCAAAAUAUUUCCCCCUGUGUUUGUAAUUAAAAUAUAUUGUGGAAUGUGUGUUUAGUAAAAUAAAUAAUAAUCAGGGAAUAAAGGCCUCCAAUGAUUUUCCUUCUAA
This is a messenger RNA of Silurus meridionalis, 1373 nucleotides long. It is a transcript of the gene tmem69, whose product is annotated as transmembrane protein 69. Lineage: Eukaryota; Metazoa; Chordata; Actinopteri; Siluriformes; Siluridae. The record is from RefSeq and is a predicted model, not a curated record. The transcript is spliced from 3 exons. Bases 172 to 924 code for a protein of 250 amino acids.